Sinocyclocheilus grahami is the source of this 2636-nucleotide messenger RNA. RefSeq names its product sortilin. Gene Ontology annotation, cellular component: membrane; Golgi apparatus. The record is from RefSeq and is a predicted model, not a curated record. Gene Ontology annotation, molecular function: protein binding. Lineage: Eukaryota; Metazoa; Chordata; Actinopteri; Cypriniformes; Cyprinidae. Bases 77 to 2512 code for a protein of 811 amino acids. Gene Ontology annotation, biological process: endocytosis; vesicle organization; Golgi to endosome transport. The transcript is spliced from 21 exons.
GCCCGAUCAGCGGCGUUCACUCCUCCCGCGCAUCUUCUGAGGCAUUAGGAAACGUACUUCUUUCUAUCCGUCAGUCAUGAACUGGACAGUGCUUGUAUUGGGUAGUGCGUGCUUACUGGUCCUCGGUGAGGACGCGUUCGUUCAUGGGAAGCGCAACGCGAGGACAGUGACUUUCUCUCGGUCUCCACGCGGUCACUCGAGACACAGACGGGACACCUGGACUGGACAAGCGCGUUUCACAGCAUGCAAGUCUCCACUGUCACCCAAAGACCAGGCGCUUCUGCUCAGCCACACACACGAGACGGGGUUUCAUGGUGAUGAUGGAUCCAGUUUUACCCUCACAUGGGUUGGAGAUGGAACUGGGGUAAUCCUGGUUCUUUCCACACUCAGCGCUCCCUCUGACUCGUUUUAUGAAGGCGGUUCAUCGCGCCUUUAUAGGAGUGAAGACUAUGGAAAAUCUUUUCAUGAUGUCUCCCAUACCAUUAACAACACAUUUAUAAAGAAGGACUUUGGGAUAAGUGCUGGACCCGGGAACCCUCAACAGGUGAUUCUAACAGCCAACCUGCCUUUCACCGAAAGCCCAGGAGGAGUUAUUUUUACGUCAAUGGAUGCUGGUGUGACGUUCAGAUCAGUGCAGCUUCCAUUCCAUCCAGCACAGGCCAUUCAGUUCCACUACCAGGACCCAAAAUACCUUGUGGUCAUCAGCAUUGAUGAUGGGCUGUGGCUCUCAGAAGACUUUGGGAACAGUUGGUCUGAAGUUCACGAAGGAGUUCACACGUUCACAUGGGGAUCUGGAAUCACUCUUUUUUUCAGUUCCAGCCCAAAAGGAACUGUGGAGGCAGCAAGACGAGGCGAGCUCAUUCUGAGACGGACACAGGAUGUCGGCAAAAAUUUCACCACCAUCGCCAAGAACAUCUUCUCCUUCGGAUACAUCGGUGGCUUCCUGUUUACCUCUGUCAUGGAAAAACUGGGCUCUCCCCGUAUCAUCUAUGUGUCCUCAGACCAGGGUGACCAUUUCAGAAAAGCUCAGCUACCGUCAGCAACUACAGAGCAGUUCUACUCCGUUUUGGACGGAGACGAGGACAUGAUCUUCAUGCAUGUGGACAACCCUGGAGAAGACACAUAUUUUGGCACAAUCUACACCUCUGAUGACCGUGGAAUCCUGUAUUCUAAGUCUCUGGAGCGCCACCUGUUUGGUGGGGAGGGGAAGAGCGAUUUCACAAACGUUACAUCUUUGAGAGGGGUCUAUCUCACCAACAUACUGGAGGAGGAUGGACGCAUUCGUUCAGUCAUUACAUUCGACAGAGGUGGGAGAUGGAGAUUUCUGAAGAAGCCAGAGAAUGUGAAUUGUCCAGAAACCUCAAAAAAGUGUAGCCUGCAUAUCCAUGGAGAGCACAGUCACUUCAGUGGAAUCACUCCCAUGCUGCCUCUCUCUGAACCUACCGCCAUUGGUCUGGUCAUCGCCCAUGGUAGUGUCGGUGACUCCAUUUCAGCCGCUCGGCCAGAUGUGUAUGUGUCUGGGGAUGGAGGUUACACCUGGUGGGGGACUCUGAGAGGACCUCACCACUAUAGCAUCCUGGAUUCUGGAGGGCUGAUUGUGGCCGUGGAGGCGCAUAGAGACAGACAGAUCAGCUCAAUAAAGUUUUCCACAGAUGAAGGACAGUGCUGGAAGGUAUUUAAUUUCACAGACCACCCAAUCUUCCUAGCAGGACUGGCAUCCGAGCCGGGCACUAAGACAAUGAAUAUCAGCAUUUUCGGCUACCGCCCAGACGAUGAUGAUCAGCCCAUGUGGGUGGCUGUCACCAUAGACUUUGAGCACCUGCUCACCAGAGAAUGUGGUGAAGAGGACUAUGUGCAGUGGUUGGCACACUCUGACUAUGACUCUGACCCAGAAACAGAUGGAUGCCUCUUGGGCUACAAAGAGACGUUUAGAAGACUAAAGAAACUGUCAGCAUGUAGAAAUGGGAGAGGAUAUGUGGUCAGCAGGCAGCAGCGUCCAUGUCCUUGCACUAGGGAAGACUACAUGUGCGAGUACGGUUUCUAUCGGCAUGAAAACACCUCGGAGUGUCUCCUACAACCCGACUUCCUGAAUCAAACCCAGGAUAUUUGCUUAAAUGGGGAGCUAGAAGACCUGCAGAAUACAGGGUAUCGUAAGAUUCCUGGCGAUAAAUGUGAGGAGGGUGUCAGGCCUCCGAGACGAGAAGAUGUUUUCAAAAAGCUUUGUGGGAAUGACAUUUCACCAACUUCCGCAAAUUCGCAUACUAAGAGAUCACCGGGCAUGCUGGUUCUUAUUGUGGUGUGUACUUGUGUGGGGGUCAUUGGUUUGAUUAUUACUGCAGCUUUAAUAAUCACUUCAAAGAGGAUGAACUGUAGGCAAAGGUCACCUGCUUAUCGCUUUUCGGCUCUGCAACUCCAAGAAGAUGAUCUGUCUGUUAGCAAUGAGAGCAGCCCCAAUGGCAAACUAAAUGGUUUCCAGGUCCAGGAGGACUCAGAUGAUGAUCUCAUUGAAUGAACAACAUUUAAACACUGGGAACUACUCAGGCUUUAAAGACAAGUGUGAAUUGUUUCAAAUGAAUCUCAUCACCCAGGCACUGUGACUGGACAAUAAAUGCUUGGAAAUAACGGUGAACUGCAUU